Molecule: messenger RNA, 1191 nt
Organism: Hevea brasiliensis (rubber tree)
Lineage: Eukaryota; Viridiplantae; Streptophyta; Magnoliopsida; Malpighiales; Euphorbiaceae
Product: protein SRC2
Exons: 1
Coding region: 171-1067 (298 amino acids)
Biological process (GO): defense response
Source: RefSeq, a predicted model, not a curated record
GAUUUAGAUGGAGCGAUUGUAAGCGAUAACUACCCCUUGCUGUACAGAAGAUAAUAAAACGCCGACAGAUUACAUAGUUUGCAAGUCUCUUCGCUCUCCAGCAUCCCUCUCCUUCUCCCUCUCGCUCUCCCUCUCCCUCUCCCUCUCCCUCUCCCAUUCGCAGCCCGUUCAUGGAGCAAAGGACUCUUGAGAUCAACGUGAUCUCUGCUAAAGAUCUCAAAGAUGUCAAUCUUUUCUCCAAGAUGGAUGUCUACGCCGUCGUUUCAAUCUCAGGCGAUUCACAACUCCAUAAACAAAAGACCAAGACCCCCGUAGACCGCGACGGCGGUACCAAUCCCACCUGGAAUUUCCCUGCCAGAUUCACAAUCCAUGGGGACCCUGCGCAGCAGAACCGCCUAAACCUUGUCUUCAAGCUCCGCUGUGAUCGUGCCUUAGGCGAUAAAGAUAUUGGUGAAGUCAACGUCCCUAUCAAGGAGCUCUUUGAUUCCAUGGGAGAUGGGAAGUCCAUGCAAUUCGUUAGUUAUCAGGUCAGGAAACCAUCGGGGAAACCCAAAGGUGAGUUGAACUUUUCUUUUAAGUUUGGUGACAAAGUCGUCUCAGAACCUAAGGUAGGGGACAAGGCUGACCAACCCGUCACGGCAUAUCCUGCUGCUCCUCCUGUGGUUGGUCCUAGUUCGACACCUUAUGGUGGGCCUGGGCCUUAUCCAACUGUCCCUCCACCACCUGUGGCAGGUUAUGCUUAUCCCCCUCCCCCACCACCAUACACUGGAUACCCGCCUCCACCACAUCAGCCAGGAUACGGUUACCCACCACCACCGCCUGGUUAUGGAUACCCACCAGCGCCUCAGGCAGGUUAUGGUUACCCACCAGCGCAGGCAGGAUACGGGUACCCACCAGUGCAACAACCGCCAAAGAAGAACAAGUUUGGGAUGGGAUUGGGAGCGGGAUUGGGAGCAGGCUUGCUCGGAGGAGCACUUGGUGGGCUUUUAAUUGGAGAUAUGGUUUCAGAUGCUGGAGCUUAUGAUGCUGGGUAUGAUGCAGGGUUUGAUGAUGCUGGUGGAUUUUGAAUUUUCUUCUUUCUUUCUCUUGAUGUUUUUAUUAAUUAGAGACUUUAUCUUUAGGGAAGGCAAUGGUUGGUGUACCAUAAUGGUGGAUUUUGACUUUUCAGAAUCUGAAUCUUUUUUUUUUUUU